GGUCAGAAGGGGUGCUAUUCUUUGAAAAACCAGUUGGUCUCUUCGGCUAGAUACACGCGCACUAACAUAUAAAGACGAUCUGAUUCAGAGAAGGUUCGGCCCCGCCAUCCUUGAGGCUCCUGUUGCAAGGUCCCUUCCAACUCUGUUAAUCUGAAACCUUUUUCAGGGCCGUUGUAACUUUGAAUGGCCACAAAACGAACUGUUGUAAGUCAAGGACUAUCUGCACUGUCCGAAAGGGCUCAGCAGGAGGGGCUGACCAAUCCCGGAUGCAAUUGCAAGGAGGAAAAAAAAAAUCUUUUAACCUUUUAACAAUCUGCUCACGGAGAAGCUGGUGGGUGGGGAAAAUGUAGGAAAUCAGAAAGCAGCCGGGAUAAAUUCUCUUCAUUUUACAAAAUUAGGAAUGGGACACUGGGAUGAAGUACAGAUGCUUUGGAGAAUAGUUUGACUCCUUCUUCUUUGUGGCAACCCCUGAGAUAUUGGAACACUGCUAUCAUGUCUCCUCUACUCCCCUCAUGUAUGGACACUGCAACCGCCAUAAAUAUGAGGCAGUUGCCAAGCAUUGGAAUUUUGAUCACGCGACCACGAGGAUGCUACAACGGCCGUUAAGUAUGAAAAAAGAGAGGGCCACUUUGCUGCUGAAUUAUGUUGCAUGGCCCAUUGCUUCUUUAAAACCCUUCCCAUCCUGGAGAAAACUGCCUUAUCUGCCAGCUGUAUUAGAGAGAGAGAAAUUUUGGAUAUCCCUGCAGCCUUCUGGCCCAGGAUUGACUGAAAUUGCAAACUUUGUGGUCAGCGGGGCCUGCUUUUUGAGAGGCCAUGGCGGCUGAGCAGAGAGCCAGAAGAGCUGAUGGCAUCCCAAGACACCGAGGGGUCAAAGUCGAAGAGCGUCAAACCGUCAGCCCGCGAGGGGCAGAAGGAACGGACCGUGCAGGGAAACUGCCUCGGGUCCUUCAAGUGGGCACCAUUCGAGAGUUCCUAAAUUGGGCUGCCCCACGGCAAAUGAAACAGGAGCCUAAGGAGGACUUGCCCGAACUCUGGGAAGCACAAUGGCAGGAGUUCCUCGCUGCGCUCCGGACCUCUCCUCUAGGGGAGGGACACCAGCAGCUGUCCGAGGGACCCGCCCCAUGGGGGGACAACAAAGCCUUCUUCGCCUCCUUUGAACGUCUGGCUGGAACCUGCCAGGUGCCCCGCCGAGAAUGGCUGGCUCGCCUGGUGCCCGUGUUGGGUAGGGAAGCCAAGGAGACCUACAGUAGCCUCAGCCUCCAGGACCGAGGCGAAUACGCCAAAGUCAAGGCGGCCAUCUUGAAAGGGGACGCCCUCCGGAUGGAGGCGCAGCGCCAACGCUUCCGGCAGUUCCGCUACCACGAAGCCUGGGGGCCCCGGGAGGUGUGCAGCCAGCUUCGAGAGCUGUGCCGCGCGUGGCUGAAGCCGGAGAAGCACACCAAGGAGCAGAUGUUAGACCUUUUGGUCUUGGAGCAGUUCCUGACCCUUCUACCUCAGGAGAUCCAGAGCUGGGUGAGGGAACACGGCCCGGAGUCGUGUGCCCAAGCCGUGCCCUUGGCAGAGGCCUUCCUGAUCAGGCAGCAAGAGGCCGAAAGAAAGGGGAAGCAGACUCGGGGAACUCAAGUGGUGAGCUGGGCUGAGAUGAAACCGUCUUCUGUGGGUGCUGGGCUGAAGCGGAUUCACCGAGAGAUGAAUCAAGAUGCCAGAAUCCUGGACUUGGGGAACUCUAACGGGGAGCAUGCCGAGAAGGCCCUGAACCGAAUUACCGAAAACGGGGUGAAGGCUCCUGGCAGAGCUCAGCUGGGCCAGAGGAGCUUCCAAAAUCCCGAUAGCAGGACCGCUUUCCGCCCAAGCCCGGCCUUCUUCAAACACCAGCGGGUCCACGCAGCGGAGAGCCCGCACCAGUGCCCUGAUUGCGGGAAGCAUUUUACACAGCGUUCGAGCCUGACCAUCCACCGGCGGAUCCACACGGGGGAGAAGCCGUACCCUUGUCCCGAGUGCGGGAAAUGCUUCCGCCAGAGUUCCAACCUUUUGAAGCAUCAGAGAAUCCACUCGGGGGAGAAGCCCCACCAGUGCCCGGAGUGCAGCAAAUGUUUCGCCCAGCGCUCCAACCUGCUGAUCCACCAGAGGACCCACACGGGCGAGAUGCCCUACGUAUGUGCUGAGUGUGGGGCCUGCUUCAGCCAGCACCGGGGUCUGGUCACUCACCAGCGGAUCCAUAUGGACGAGAUGCCUUACGGCUAUGGUUGCCCGGAUUGUGGGAAAUGCUUCCAGCAGAACUCGGAUCUGACGAAGCACCUGCGGGUCCACACAGGCGAGAAACCCUACAGCUGCCCCGAAUGUGGGAAGAGUUUCAGCUACAGUUCCAACCUUAGCAAGCACCAGCGGAUCCACACGGGCGAGAAGCCGUACCUCUGCAACGUGUGCGGGAAAAGCUUCAGCCAUUUGUCGACUCGCAACACCCACCAGCGGGUCCACACGGGGGAGAGGCCUUACGGCUGCACCGAAUGUGGGAAAAGGUUCAUUUCCAGUUCCAAACUCACCCGGCACAUGAGAACACAUUCCAUAUACACUCCUUACAUCUGCAAUGAAUGUGGGAGGAGCUUCGGUUCCCAUUCGGCCUUGACCACCCAUCAGAAGGAUCACUCGGCUGAGAGUUACAGCAUGGGCGGCUUGUGGGAGGGAGCCGAGCAGGGCCCUAGCGACUUCAUGGGCAGGGUGUCCCCUCUGUGACUGCGGCGGAGUUAGCCUAUUCCUUACGAGACUACUAGUUCAGGGUGCUAGUCCCUAAGGUAUUGGAAUAUGGCAGCCUAGCCUGGCUUGUGGGGGCCGGAUGUGAGAAUAGAGAGAAUGUCGGGCUAUAGAAUUUAAAUGUGGUGGUUUUGGAAGGUAGAGUUAGGCUGGAGAGAAAAAAAAAAAAGAUAGAGUAGUGCAGAGGAUGGAGGCUUAGAUUGUCAAGUUAGUUUUAGGAAGAAAGCAAAGCCUUCGCAGAAGGGAGAGCUUUGAAGCUGGCUGCUCAUUAAAAUGGCUUCCCCACCAGGCCCCAAGCCAGCCUAUUUUGAGCCUUCCAUUAUUAGUGUAAUCCCACCCCCUCUGCUGUAAUUUAGCUAUCUAAUAGCUCUGUAGAUUCCCCCCCCCCCAAUAUUCAGGAGCAAGUUAUCUGUGAUCAUUGGGCACUUGAAGGUAAUAAGUGAAAACUCUAUGGCAGUGAUGGCUAACCUUUUUACCGUCAUGGGCCAAAAGCAGGAGGAGCGCGAGGGGUCACAUGCGCACGUGCCCACACCCAUAAUUCAAUGCGCCCCGCCCCACGGUGUGUGACACACACACACACACACACACACACACUCCCCCUGCUUUUGAUACAUGAUGGCCUGGUGGGCCUGGUAGGCCCAUUUUUUCAUCCUCCCCAGGCUCCAGAGGCUUCCUUGGAGCCUGGGGAGGGCGAAAACAGGCCUUCCCCACCCCUCAGAGACCCUCUGGAGGCCGGAAACAGCUUGUUUCCUGACUUCCGGUACUCCUGGAAGGCCCGAAAAUCAGCUGGGCGGAGCUGAGCUAGGGCAACGCUCGCGUGCUCACUGAAUAUGGCUCCGCAUGCUACAGGGUCGCCAUCAGGGCUGUAUGGUCUCUGAAAGAGGAAGGCUUGAGUUAUGAUUUAGCAGCUGAAAAGCAAAAAGAACCACCAUAGUUGUGGAAAAAAAAGGGGGGGGGAAAUCCAGAGGUGGACAAAAUCUCUAGUUUUGAAGAACUAAAAUGUAUUUUAUAGUAGUGGCCCCCAACCUUUCGGGAAACAGGGACCGGUUCUGUGGAGAGAGGUUUUUCCAUGGUGUGAUUUCAAGUGCUGCCUGCAUCCCUCGGAUGGGGCUUUGCUUGUUGGCGAGGCCCGAUUUCUGGCAUGCUGUGGCCCAGUGCCGGGUCAGGGAUUGGGGAUCCCUGUUUUAUAGGAUUUAAUUUUCCUCUCCCCUCCCCUCUCCUCCCGUCCUGUCCCAUCCGUUCCUCUCCCCCCCCCCCAGUAUUGCUAAAAUCCAACUUGAAGAUGGUGUCAAAAAGUUUUUGACAUACUAAAUUAGCACUUCAUUUCGAUGGUGCCAUUAAGGUGAAGCAUUGCAGGUUAUGCACUGUGUCCAGUUAUCCCCAGUUUAAAACACCAGUGCAUAUGGUUUCGGGUGGCAAGGUGACGUUCUGAAUUGGGUGCCCAUUGCCUCCCUUUGCUCGGGCAAAGUUUCUCAAUCUUAGCUUCAACUUUUAGGAGGUUUGGACUUCAACUCCCAGAAUUCCCUAGCCAGUCAUGAUGACUAGGGAAUUCUGGGAAUUGAAGUCCACACCUCUUAAAGUUGCUAAGCUUGAAAAAUAUGUGCUAGACUUUUCAGAAUGCAGAAGAACCGUAUAUACUCACAUGUAAGCCCAUGUGUGAGUAAACAGGCCCUAAAUACUGAAAAAAUCCUGAAAAAUGUGUCACUCACAGAUAAGCCAACCUGCAUUUUUCAUGACAGUUGGGUUAAAAAAUUCAAGGGCCUGCUUAGCUACAGAUGGGCCUCUGUAAGAUAUAUGAGCAAUUUUUACAAUGUAUUACCGUAUAUAUUAAUGGAUAAGCCAAGUCUGAUUUUGGAUAUGUUUUGGAGCCUAAAAUUCUUGGCUUAUUUGUGUAUAUACAUGGUAAAUUACAAAAGAGAGAAGGUUCUGGAAUAGAAUAUUGCAGGAUAUAGUCCAGUGGUGGGAUCCAGCCGGUUCUAUCCGGAUCGUGUGAACCGGUAGCGGCGACUCCAGGCGGCUCCGCCCACCUGCCUGGAUGUAAUGUGUGACUACUGCGCAUGCGCGCACGCUCACAUUUGUGAACCGAUAGGGAAAGUAAGUGAAUCCCACCUCUGAUAAUAGUCCUUGAUUUACAACCAUUUCAUUCAGUGACUUUUGACUGGUUCUCACACUUAUAAUUGUUGCAACUUACAAUUGUUGCAGCAUUCUCACGUGAUCAGAAUUUGAGCCCUUGGCAACUGGUAUAUAUUUAUGGUGGCUGCAACAUCCCAGGGUCAUGUGAUCCCCAUUUGAGACCCACCCAGCCAGCUUCCGACAGGCAAAAUCAACGGAGCAAGCCAGAUUUGGUUAACCACCAUGUGAUUCACUCAACCGCAGUGAUUUACUUAACAAUCCUGGCUAGAAAGAUUAUAAAAUUGAGUGUGGAUUCAUUCAACUGCCGCCUUGCUUAGAAACGGAAAUUCUGAUUCCAAGGACCUAAGUCAUAAGUCAAGGACUACCUCAAUUUCACCCGGCCUUGCUCUCUUCUAGCAUACUCCAUUCUGUUCUCUCCAGCCUUAUGUCCUUCAUUUUUACACAGAAAUGUAAGCAAUAUGCUCCGUCCCAUAAUUGGGUAGACCAGGUUGUUCUGAUAGACUGGUCCCACCAGUGGAAAAACUCCACAGAUACUAGUAUCCCCAUCAGGUAUACCUGAAUAACUAACUCAAUUAUCAAGCUAAUUUAGAUCUCCCACUUUGUAUUUAGAGGUCUUUUUUUUUGUGUGAAAUCAUGUUUUAUUUUUCGCUAGAGCAGAGGUGGGCAAAGAUGGCCCCUUCGUGUGGACUUCAACUCCCAAAAUUCCUGAGCCAACAUGGCUGACUCAGGAAUUCUGGGAGUUCAAGUCCACAAGGCAUGAAGGAGGUCAUUGUUCUCCAUCCCUGCUCUAGACCUUUGGCUUUCUCAAGUUUGUCCCUUUUAGGUAGAUGGGGUUUUGAGUGACCCCCAAAACGGUCUUGUCACAAAGUGGCUUUCAUUAACUUUUCCCAACCUGCCCUCACAAGCAUACACACAUUCAUACAAGACCCAACGUUUCAUAAGAUUGCUGCCGAGAAGGCGGCGCUCUUAUAAAGUGGUAGCCAAAAA
Molecule: messenger RNA, 5871 nt
Organism: Ahaetulla prasina
Lineage: Eukaryota; Metazoa; Chordata; Lepidosauria; Squamata; Colubridae
Product: zinc finger and SCAN domain-containing protein 31-like
Exons: 6
Coding region: 814-2733 (639 amino acids)
Biological process (GO): regulation of transcription by RNA polymerase II
Molecular function (GO): RNA polymerase II cis-regulatory region sequence-specific DNA binding; DNA-binding transcription factor activity, RNA polymerase II-specific
Source: RefSeq, a predicted model, not a curated record